Molecule: messenger RNA, 1656 nt
Organism: Perkinsus marinus ATCC 50983
Lineage: Eukaryota; Perkinsozoa; Perkinsida; Perkinsidae
Product: cytochrome p450, putative
Exons: 7
Coding region: 1-1656 (551 amino acids)
Molecular function (GO): monooxygenase activity; iron ion binding; heme binding
Source: RefSeq, a predicted model, not a curated record
AUGGUCGCUCCCAUCACUGACUUCUUGACAGUAUAUCCGGGUGCACUGUUCGGAGGUUUGGAUCACGAGCUUACCCGCAUUCUCCGUCGCUAUGUACCUGGUAGCAUCAAAGGUGGUGCUAUUGCACUGCUAUCUUGGAUUUUCAUUAAGCUCGCGAAGCAACUCCAUUUUUGUAUCAAGCCGUUACCUUUUCCCGGCCCCAAGGGAAGUCCGAUUUGCGGGAUGGCCUUCAAACUGGAUCCGAAAAAAGCCCUAACUUCCAUGAGUGCCUGGGUCAAGGAAUUCGGUGAAACGAUCUCAUUCCGAGUCUUCUCGAAGACCUUCGUUGUCACCAAGAAUCACGAUACUCUCCAACAAAUAUUCAGAGACUCGAGUGAAGGACUCUUCGUACGGCAAUUCAACACCCUGGGACUACUACCCGAGUCCGGCAUCUUCCUCACACACGGUCAAGCGUGGAGGGAAGGCAGAAGGAGGGUCGACCCAAUACUCGCUGAGACGAAUGUUCGCGGCUUGGUCCCCGCAAUGUCCCAAAUGUCACGGAGGCUGGUUAACGUGCUUUCUGCUAUGAGUGACUGCGCUGGACAAGUUCACGACUGGGAGCCCCAUGGAUUGCUGCAACUGGCAGCAUUGGACUUCACAUUCGCCACACACUUUGGGAAAGACUUCAAUUUCCUAAGUCCACUAGAUACCAACGGAGCAGCCGAUCGGGAGUACACCUUGCGCGCUUUUCAAGAUUUCUUGACGGGCUUCGAUUUCAUCCUCAAACAUCAGGCUCUAGGGCCUCUCCUGCAGAAUAGGUACCCGAAUAAGCUAAGCCAGCAAGUGGCCAAGUUCUACUCGUCUGUGGCGAAAGUGGAAACUUCUGCGAGAGAAAUCAUCGAACAGAGGAAGAAGGAAUUGUCUGAAGGGGCUGAACCCAAGUGUACCGUCUUGGACAAGUUGAUCGCCGAGAAGAGACUAGACUUGACAUGGAAUCUCAUAACUCGUAUCCGUCCCGUAGCGGAUAUGAGAGGGGCCAACCUCUACUCACCAGGAGUGUCUGCCGUUCAACCAACGGUGUUGAAGGCAGGGCAAGUUUUGAGAGGGGUGCUCCGAAGAGGAGUGCAGAUACGACAAUACGACCUCGAGAAGGCUUUCUAUUCUAUCGGUAUCGACGUCAUCGACGUGGCUACUGGUGAACAUACUCCAGUCUACCUAUCAGUCGGUAAGGAGUUGAUUGAGUGUUCUAAGCUAGCUUUUGGGCUGGCGGUAGGUCCGCAUGCGUUGAACUGUACUCAACGUAUUAUUCGCAAAGUCGUUCGCUGCGCUUACGAGGUUUUGCGAGGUGCUCAAUGUCACGAUGUCCACCCUGCCAUUGUUGUUGUCAUGGACGACUUCGUAGUAGCCGGUGAGGCUCCUGUUCUUGAUGUCGUCGAACAGCUGCUUUUGCUGGGUUGGGACCUGUGCGGUUUCAAUUGCCCUGAUGCGAAGCGUGAGAGAUGGUCGAGUGGCCAAGGUACCCGUUGGCUCGGUAAUCUUUGGUGCUGGGACGAUGAGCACAAGAAGUUAUCUGUUAAGCGCUGUGAAGCUCCGGUGGUCCCGGAGGCUGAGAUGUUGAGUAAGCGUAUCGUGUUCCCGGAACACUGCUCCGGUUGGCCGGGAGGAUCGGCUCGGUAA